AUGGAGUCGUCUUGGAGCAAUGGUUUGGAAAGAGGCUUUUGGGUUUCUGAUAAUGGUUUCGAAUUCCCAGUUGAAACCCUGAAAAGAACCACAAAUCCUCAAUCUGAGAGGAACUUAAUCCCAUUCUGUGAAGGGGAAUUAUUAAUGGUUGAUAUGAUGUGGAACUCACUGGUAAGUUCUUCAAGUGCUGACAGAGAUGAUGAUGAUGAUGGUGCUAUCAAGAUGUUAUCAUCUGAAUCUUCAUUGCCAUCAAAAAGACCCAGAACUACAAAUCAUGAGGAAACAAAGGGAAGAGGACAAAGUUCACCGACACAUACACAAGACAGUAGUGUCAUGAAUUUUAGUUGUUCCCAGGUUCCUGUCUGCCAAGUUGAUGGGUGUAAGAGGGAUCUUAGAUCCUCUAAACACUACCACAGAAAGCAUAAAGUGUGCCCUGAGCAUUCUAUUGCUGCCCAAGUUGUUGUUAAUGGAGCUGAGCAGCGAUUCUGCCAACAAUGCAGCAGGUUUCAUAUAAUGGCAGAAUUUGACGACAAAAAACGCAGUUGCCGCAAACGCCUUACACAGCACAAUGAGCGCAGACGAAAGCCUCUGAACCAAAUUCAUUGGGGGGCUGCAGCAAGGUUCCUAGAUGUGGCUUCCCAGAGGCUGCCAAUGCCAUUCCACUUUCCUGCACAACUUUCCCAGACUUAUUUCUGCCAUGACAUCUAUGGGAAGAACAGUAGCUGCCAAAUGGAAUCAACAGUACUGCAACAAUCAAAUGCCCACACCAAUGCCAAUCAGCACGACCCACAAAAACAAGCUUCCAUGGAAGAAACUUCAUCAGCUGCUGGCCGAAAAUCCAAACAUGCUCUCUAUCUUCUGUCAGCAGAACCAACUGGUGGCAACCUUCCUGCUAUCACUUCAAAUAGCCUCACAUUCCAUGGCUGCAAUGGAGCUGAUCAGCCAGAAGGAAAUUAUCAAGAAAGUGGAUCUGUUCUUGAUCUGCAACAGUUAUCAGCUCUGUUCCAAAGGGUGCAGCAGCAGCAGCAACAGGAAUUCGCUUCAUUUUGAUCUAAACUGUACCGACGAGGGAAACCUGUAAUCACUAUAUAUCUAAGGGCGUGCAAUAAUCAUCUGUUUAUGCCCACUUCCUCAUCUGGAUGGUAAAAUAGAGCAGGC
Molecule: messenger RNA, 1158 nt
Organism: Ipomoea nil (Japanese morning glory)
Lineage: Eukaryota; Viridiplantae; Streptophyta; Magnoliopsida; Solanales; Convolvulaceae
Product: squamosa promoter-binding-like protein 6
Exons: 4
Coding region: 1-1050 (349 amino acids)
Cellular component (GO): nucleus
Molecular function (GO): DNA binding
Source: RefSeq, a predicted model, not a curated record